Molecule: messenger RNA, 2132 nt
Organism: Ictalurus punctatus (channel catfish)
Lineage: Eukaryota; Metazoa; Chordata; Actinopteri; Siluriformes; Ictaluridae
Gene: manea
Product: mannosidase, endo-alpha
Exons: 6
Coding region: 452-1774 (440 amino acids)
Cellular component (GO): Golgi apparatus
Molecular function (GO): alpha-mannosidase activity
Source: RefSeq, a predicted model, not a curated record
GUUUGGGAUUCAGCCUGACACUUCCGGGUAAACAUUGCUGCCGUUACUGUUACUGUUAAAUACAGCACAAGAAAAUCACUUCCUGCAAUGUAACUAAAGAACUUAUCUGAAGAAGGCAGUGUAUGAAAUUUGGAAGAGUUAUAAAACAUAUGUCCGAGACAAUGAAUAAAACCUGGCCAUGAAACCCGAGGGACUGUGGGGUCAGUAUUACAACGGAGAGAAUCCUGAAGACCUGACAGACGUUUACAAGCAGUCGUAAGGGACCUUAUGAAGCGAGAUUUAGAUGACAGCACUAAAAGGUGUUGUGAAUAAUGAUGAUGAGCCGUUGUUCUUGUAUUUCACUAGGAAGAAACAACAUGACUGAGAAAAGACGUGAAGACACCGAGGUCAGAAUUAGUGCAGACCUACUGACCGAGCUGCUUUCUGUGGAGUGGGCCUGUUUCCCUGGAGAAUGACGCGAUUUCAGCGCAAAAUAUGCGUCACUUUGACCGCACUGGCCUUGUUCGUCUUGGUCGUUCUGAAAAGGCUGUCUCCGGAUGACAGGGUCGCGGUGGGCGACUUUGGACUACCUCAAGACGUGAAGAGAGAUGAUGAUGCUGGGAUUCACAGCAUGCCAGAGACCAGUGUGAUCAAAAACAUCUGGACGGAAAAGAUUGCGAGCAUCUUCGAUAGAGGCCCUCGAGAGAAAGAUUUUCCUCCUCCGAAUUACAACGUACACGUUUUCUACUACACGUGGUACGGAAACCCUCGGUUUGACGGGAAGUACAUUCAUUGGAAUCAUCCGUACCUGCCACACUGGAACCCCAAAAUAGCACUGGGCUACGCAACAGGAACACACCAGCCUCCAGACGACAUCGGGGCCAAUUUCUACCCCGCCUUAGGGGCAUACAGCUCUCGGGAUCCUUCUGUUAUAGAGGUUCAUAUGCAGCAGCUACGGACAGCAGCCAUAGGUGUUCUCGCGGUGUCCUGGUACCCGCCCGGCAUGAAGGACGAUAACGGCGAACCGACCGAAGACAUCGUGCCUUUGAUUCUGGAAGUAGCCGCAAAGUACAAAGUGAAGGUGGUUUUUCAUAUCGAGCCAUACACGGGACGCAAUGACAAGAGUAUGCUUGAAAACAUCAAAUACAUUAUCGAGAAGUACGGAGACCAUCCUGCGUUUUUCAGAUACAAGUCAAGCACUGGAAAGCUUCUUCCGUUGUUCUAUAUUUACGACUCCUAUUUGCAAAGUCCAGGAAUCUGGGCUCAGCUGCUUAAGAGCACCGGGAAGAGAAGCAUCCGAAACACCGCGUACGAUGGCAUCUUUAUCGGCCUGCUCGUGGACGAGAAACAUAAAGCCGAAGUCCUGGAUGCCGGCUUUGACGGCGUUUACACGUACUUUGCAACUAAUAGCUUUUCCUACGGCUCGUCCCAACAGAACUGGAGAUCCAUUAAGGCUUUCUGCGAUAGCAACAAUUUGAUUUUCAUCCCCAGCGUCGGUCCAGGCUAUAUCGACACCACCAUCAGGCCCUGGAACGGUCACAACACACGGAACCGCAUCAACGGCAAAUAUUACGAGACGUCUCUGAAAGCGGCGCUGGAGGCCAGGCCCGAAAUCGUCUCCGUGACUUCGUUUAACGAGUGGCACGAAGGAACUCAGAUCGAAACAGCCGUACCUAAGACACGAGGCCAGACCGCUUACUUCGAUUACCUUCCCUACAAACCGACUUUGUAUUUAGACCUCACGCGCAAGUGGGCGGAGAAAUACCGAGACGAACAAGGGAAAUGGCUACGGUGACGAGUAUUCCGUCACCUCACUCGUGGUAUGUCCCAGAUGAUGUCACAGUCAGCGGAACGUCCGUCAUAUGUCCUGAUUGAAACGACAGCGAGAAGAAUUAAAUACACAUAAAUACAAUCUUACGAUUAUUGAUUAGUCUGGGAAAAGUAAGAGAAAAAAUCAUAACAUGACCUUUGUUGAUUCCAGUUGUGAAAGUAUAGAAAGUGGAUAGUUCGACAGAUUAUUCAUCACUUUUGAUCGUCAUGUUGUUGCAGGGAUUCAUUUCCGAAUAGGCUUCACUUAAUUCUGCUUCGAUGUAUGAAUUCUGUAAAUCUGAGAGUUUUUCUCCCAAUAAAACAUGUUGACAUUUCCACGAAAA